AAGCGGAAUAUCGCGACGCGGCCGCGGAUGUGAAUGGUCCUCAACGAUCGUGAACGAAGGAACCGCACGUCUUCGACCUAGGAUAAAAUCAGACUUUUGCAUUCGGUGGUUAACGAGUCUACGAGUGACUAUUGCAUCGGCUACGAUCCAGUGUCGUUUAUUGUAAACCUUCGAAAGAUCGUUUUACAGACGACUUUGCUUGCGAAACAGCCUACUAUACGUGUACCACGGUUUCGAUACCUACGUCUUGGCUUUAUAGUGUAAAUCAGACAAAGAGUUUCUGAAGAAAGGUGAGAAAAUUGAAAAUUGUUUUCUUCCGGAUGCUGGAAGCUUACAGAAAAUUCGAAGAAUAACAGCAAGAGAAGGCUAAUAUCAAAAUAUCAGAAAGAGGAUGAGUGAAAAUUUUCAGUAAAAAAUUUUCACUUCGAAUUUCCAAUUGAAAUGAAUUUAUGGGAGGCAGAGGAACGCGAGAACAAGGGCUUCUUUGAUUUGAGAAAGGUUAAUUGCUUGCUCCUGAAAAAGAUCUUAUUGGUUUUCUUUGGGGACGUUUGGCUGAUGAGCUUCUUUUUAGGUAUAUGGGAAAUUAUGGGAUCCUGGGAACUUGAAUAAAGGAAGAAACACCAGAGUGCUUUGUAAAUCGAUCGAAUUUCGGUGGAAAAUAAGAGACAAUAGACGAAUUGAUAUUGAAAUAUAAAAAAAGAAGAAAAUCAAAUCAACUUUAGAUGCGAGUGCAAAAAUAAGUAGAUCGAGUCGUGUAAUUAGAAAUUGUAAUUAGAAACAAUUAAAAUGAGUAUCGUGAAUGGAAUAAAUAAUUCGAACGGGCACGUGGAUUUGGAGGCCAAGAUGGAGCCGGAUAUCGAGGAAGAGAAAAGAAGGGAGAGAAAAGGAGUUGUGUACCAGAUAAUCAUGGCUUUGUGCGCGAAUUCCUCGGUCUUGGGUCCUUCGAUGGCAUUCGGUUACAGCGCGGUUGCACUGGGACCGUUGAUGUCCGAGACCAGCGACGUACAAAUUGAUAAAACCCAAGCGAAUUGGAUAGCUACCGCCACGGCGCUGGGUAUCCCCCUCGGUUGCAUCCUCUCCAGUUACACCAUGAGAUGCGGAAGAAAGGUGAGCCUGCUGAUAACAUCCGUCGUCUCCAUCCUCGGCUGGAUCGUCAUCUACAUGGCUGGAACGUACAAACAAAUCCUCGUUGGCAGAAUAAUUUCCGGAAUCGCGACCGGCUCGGCUUCGGUACCAGCCACAGUAUACAGCGCAGAAGUGGCCUCACCGAAGUGGCGUGCAACUAUGGUCACGUGGACCAGCGUAUCAAUAGCGAUCGGUGUUCUGAUCGUUUACAUUUUCGGUUACGUGUUCAAGGACGACUGGCGAAUGGUGGCUCUGAUGUGCGCCCUCUUCCCGCUUGUCUCGGCCACGUUAACCUUGGCCAUCGUCCCAGAAACCCCGAUCUGGUUGCGAGACAGAGGUCGUCUAGACGAGGCGUUACAGGUGUCGAAAAAGUUUCACGGCAUCCCAAAGGACGCGUCACCCCCGGCUCACGUGUACGAUCAGCUGACACAACGUCCGCAAAAGAAGAAACAGAAUCUCUUGAAGCAUCUGUUGAAAAGAAACGCCAUGCUUCCGUUCGCCAUCAUGCUUGCAUACUUCUUCUUCCAACAAUUCUCCGGCAUAUUCGUGGUGGUUUAUUACGCGGUUGACAUCAUAGAAAACGCUGGUAUCACCAUAGACCCGUAUCUAGGAGCAGUUUUGAUUGGUUUCACCAGGUUCGUUGGAAGUGUACUGGUUGCCUGCCUGUCGGGACGAUUCGGUAGAAGAAUCCCGUCGAUCGUUUCCGGUGCUGGAAUGACCAUCUUCAUGGGUGUGCUGUCCAUUUAUUUGCUGACCGAAGACAGAGGUUACACCAUGAGGGACGGUGGUUUCGUUCCUGUAAUAUGCGUGCUUAUGUACAUCUUCUCGAGCACCUUAGGAUUCCUGGUGAUACCGUUCGCCAUGGUGGGCGAAGUUUACCCUACCAAGGUGAAAGAAGUACUUACGGGACUCACCACUUGCAUUGCAUACAUCUUCAGCUCGAUCACAGUGAAGACUUACCCGGACAUGGAGGUCGCGUUGGGCAGAUACGGUGUGUUCAUGUUCUUCACGGUACUCUCGUUCUUUGGUACCCUGUUCGUAUUCUUCUUCUUACCCGAGACCAAGGGGAAAACGCUGACCGAGAUCGUGGAAAUGUUUUCAAAAAACGGCAAAGCCGCCGAUCGCCUGGAGAAAGAGAGAAUGAUGGACCUUAAAGACGUGUCGGCGGCUGCGUAACAGCGUUCUUGGUACCUUACUGAUAUUAACCCUUGAACAACGGAACCUGGGUCGAUGUGACCCAAAGUUAUAUAGAAGGAUAUCAACCUAAAGUUAAAUGUAUCAUUUUUAGAAGAAUGAAUUUAAUAUAUUGGAAGAAUAAUUGUGUAAAAUAAUAUGAAAUACGAAAUUGAAUUAAAAUUGUGGCUCUCUCCAUGGUCCGCCGUUUUGGGGCUCUCUCCGUAGUCCGCCGUCCGAGCGUUAACGAUGUUUUUAAACGAUGGACAGCUGGAAAUUUUGAUUAAUCCUCCGACACAGACUUUAGAAUACAGAAAAUGAAAAACUUUUCUCUUUUCAAUAAUUAAACUUACGCUUCUGAAGGUUUCAGUUGUUGUUCUGAAUCUUCCAAUUUGUAAUCCUCCGUUUGAAACUGUGUUAAAAGUAGUGGUAUGCAGAUUGGAGGAUAUGAAAAUUUACCAUUGAGACGUUGCUUGGAUUCCAGUGAAAAUGUGAAAAUACUCUUUUCUCCCAGUGAAUGUUGAGCGCACCUGAAAACAAAAGAAACUGAUGUUAGAAGUGGUACUAUUCAAUUUCGAACACGAGAUUCCGAAAAAGGAAACUUGAGUAUAAACUAGUCUAAAAUGAAUGAAAAAGUAAAGAUACCGAGUUGUGCAACAAAUACAUGCCGUUUGUGUUCAUUUACUUUUUGUAUAGUACAUUUUAAGAAUAAUCUACUAAUUUACGUUAAGAUAAGAACUGCAACUAUACCUGACAAUGUUAUUAACGAAUAUCGUAAUUGUUAAACACCAUUCUUUGUAGAUGUUAUUCCAAUUUAAGUGUAAUUAUUUAUAAAUAAAUGACUAACCACGAUUGAGGAAAA
Osmia lignaria (orchard mason bee) is the source of this 3160-nucleotide messenger RNA. Its product is annotated as trehalose transporter 1-like protein. Gene Ontology annotation, cellular component: membrane. Gene Ontology annotation, biological process: transmembrane transport. Gene Ontology annotation, molecular function: transmembrane transporter activity. NCBI's taxonomy places the organism in Eukaryota, Metazoa, Arthropoda, Insecta, Hymenoptera, Megachilidae. The record is from RefSeq and is a predicted model, not a curated record.